Myiozetetes cayanensis is the source of this 466-nucleotide messenger RNA. Its product is annotated as zinc finger protein ubi-d4-like. The annotation marks the transcript as partial. The transcript is spliced from 4 exons. The record is from RefSeq and is a predicted model, not a curated record. Lineage: Eukaryota; Metazoa; Chordata; Aves; Passeriformes; Tyrannidae. Gene Ontology annotation, cellular component: nucleus.
GGCAAGGGCGUGGGCGGCGCUCGGAAGAAGCUGGAGGCGACCGUGCUGGAGGAGCGGGACAAGCCCUACGCCUGCGACAACAGUUACAAACAAAAGCAUUCCUUGAAACCUCCCGACCGAGUUUGUGGGAAGCGCUACAAGAACCGGCCAGGGCUGAGCUAUCACUACGCCCACUCCCACCUGGCUGAGGAGGAGGGGGACGACAAGGACGACUCCCAGCCCCCCACGCCCGUGGCCCAGCGCUCCGAGGAGCACAAGUCCAAGAAGGGCCCGGACGGGCUGGCCCUUCCCAACAAUUACUGCGACUUCUGCCUGGGGGACUCCAAGAUCAACAAGAAGACCGGGCAGCCCGAGGAGCUCGUGUCCUGCUCCGACUGCGGGAGGUCAGGUGGGCGCCGCUCCCGGCGGGAUCCCGGCAGGAUUCCGUGGGGAUCCCGUGGUCCUGGGAUGGUUCUGUGGUGAUUUC